CUUCGACAUGAGCUACUUACCCAAACCUGAAGCCUUUUCCGAGCUCCGAUGACACAGGAUGCAUGAAGUUUGCCAAGCUCUUGGACGAAUAUCAGCUCGCGGAAUGGCGCGGGACGUACAUACCCUACUACUUCCUGAAGAAGCGGCUCAAUGAGAUCGCAACUUCCCGCCUGCAAGAUGCCCUUCGCGAAUUGUCGAGGAGAUCCACUCCGAGCUCUCAAGGUGGACGGCGCCUAAGUGCCCCAGUGACAUCAUUUGAAGUUGCUGAAGCCACAGGAUCUCCAGAUUUGCAUACACAAGAUGUUGCACGCGAGGCAUGGUUGGGAGCGUUGAAGAGAGAGGUGAGGCGUGUGGAUUCCAAUGUGAAUCGUGGCCUUCAGGAGCUGCAACAGCAGUUUCUAGACCUCAUGCAGCUCUCACAGGGUGAAGGAGCUGAAGCGCAGCAUAAUCCCAUGAGCCAAUUUCUGCAUUUGAACAUGUUGGAGGCACUGGGAAGGCUUGGAGAGGGCAUUUAUCGGCUGAAGGGCUACACUGAACUGAAUCACGCAGCAUUGUACAAAAUCCUUCGCAAAUGGGACAAAGUUCUGAAGCGAACCGAUGGGGUGGCAGAAAUCUACCCUCAAAUUAUCGAGGGCACGCGCAUUGGCGACAUGACCGCCAUAGAAGCAUUGGAUGCCAACGUCAAGGAGGCAUUUUCCAGGCAGUCGCCAGCUACAAAUCCAGACAUUUCACCAGAGGUGGCUCUUUUGGCUGCUGGCUUGGGAACUCGUUCUGCUGGUCUGCAGGGCCAAGCGCUUCGCGCCGAGCGCCUCCUGUUUUUCUUCCUAGGGUCCUCAUCCGCACUCGUACUAUCGAUCAUUGCAUUGAUUUGCUUGCCAGAGAAGGACCCUAUGACCUUCUCGAAGAACUAUUUUCUUUGCAGCUUUCCCGUGUUCCGCGUGUGUUUGAGCGCGGUGCUGGUCAUUUUGGGACUCGCUUACGUGGCCCGAGUCUGUGAAGACAACUUCAUCAAUCACUUUUUUAUCCUUGGCAUCGAUCCUCGCUGUCGAGUCAGCCCCAACUUUCUCUUCACCUGGGCCAUGCUCUUGAGCUCGGCCUGGAUAUUGGUUUUCGGCUUUUACGUCGUGGACUACAAAUGGAUGGUUCUUCCAUUGGUCUGGGCUUCAUCCACGAGAUUGGAACGUGCCUCUUGGCACUACGUCCUUUAUCCGACGGUCCUUCUCGGCUUGACGGUGGCUUUACUGCUCAGACCAUCUGCAGUGUGCAGAUGCAAGUAUAAGGUGCAAAUCCUCCGUGGAGUUGGACGGACCUGCUUGGCUCCUUUCUAUGCUGUGAACUUUGGAGACAACAUGGUCGGUGAUGUUCUCACAAGCCUGGCACGACCGCUACGUGAUGUGCCAGCAGCCAUGUGCUACCUUGGCUCACAUCAUCCACAACUUCAAUCUGCAAUGGAGCAAUUUGUGAAGAGUGGAAACACCUGUCCUGCUUGGGAACAUGAAAUUAUCUCACCUUUGAUCGCUGCAUUGCCUUUUUGGUUCCGGCUGUGGCAAUGUGCAAGGCGCUUUUGGGACACAGGUCAGAAGCGCAACUUGCUGAACUUGGGAAAGUACACCUCGAGCUUGAUUGUGGUGAUAGUAAGUACCCAAGCAUGCCCCAAGUGGCUGGUCGUUCUGGCAUCAGCGGUGGCCACGGCGUAUGCUGCAUGGUGGGAUAUUUGUAUGGAUUGGGGUCUCACCUUCGGAGACCUUUGCUUCUUAACAGGAGCACGCCGAUCCAGUGGAGCUGGAGGAACCUCACACUCAAGCCCUGCAAGUAGCUUCGACGCUGGACUCAACUCACCUGUACCAGGAUCACCUGUACAAUCCUUUGCUGGCAUGAAUGUGCGAAUGGGGCCUGGCAGACAAGCUGUGGGACAAUAUAGCCGAGCCCAGAGCGGAACUUGAUGUCGCUUUUGAAAUGCUCUCGGUGCUUAUUGACUUGUGCUUGGUUGUAGAAGUCUGUUUGUUCCGGAAAGAAUGCAGCGUUUUUUGCCGAAUGUGCGGUUGCUGGUAGACAAGGGGCCGUUUCGAUCCCUUGAGACAAAAUAGAGCCCUAGAUCGACAAAAAGAGCAGCCUUCUUAAAGGCUGCUUUCUCCUCCAACCUACUAGCGAUGGCCUCCAACCUAUAUAAUGCCGAUGACCUCCACCAGGUAUUGACAGAAGUGACACGCAGAAAACUUAUCAGAAAGAAAUGCACUUGGAACAUUACAUGGGUCGACAAAACACAUGACACAGGUCUGGGAAAGCAGUAGUUUCACCAUUUACACACCCUGCCAGACAUACAGAUACAAGAUAGAACCUGGGCAAAAGGAUGGUUCAGACCAACAUGUGCAAAAGAAGCAAAUUAAAUAGUAAUUUGGAAGCUAUCUACAUCUUUUGAGUUCCUUACCCUGGACUACAUGCUCUGUUUUUCAUGUUCAAAGGUUUGCCUUCAUAAUGUUGUAAGUUUAACUUCAUGAUCGUUUAUCAAUAUACUGUAGUAAUCUAUAUCUAGUAACAAAAGUAGCAGAUGCUCAAAUCAACCGAUAAAAGUCACUGCAAAAAUCACCUCGGCAAUGCUACUGAGGACACUUUUCGGCACGCGUUUACUGUAUUGCGGUGGUGGGUGAUAUUUUGUUGCGAUGCACAUGGAUCCUGACGUUGAUGCCCAUCACUGUGCUUGGUGAGGACGUAGUCUUCCGUGAGAUCCUACACGUCUUCAUGACUGUGGCGGAGAUUUUUCGCCGAAGCUUCUGGGCUAUUCUGCGGAUCGAGUAUGAGCAGGUGGCCAAUGCCAGUGGAUAUCGGGCACUUCUUUGGGUGCCAAUGAAGGUGGGCCAGAAAGUGAAUGAGCCAAGAGAGCCAAGACGACCUCGCGCCGGGACGGCCGGGAGCAGAUCCACACAGCAAACUCUUCUCGAGUAAUUAAGCUAACCGACGCAGCCUGGAAGAUUUGAUGAUAAGGAUCGAGAUUUGGACGAAGUCAGGUUUCGGAGUAUCACUUAGCCAGCAAAAGCUGCACAGUCUUGUGAAUCUCAUCAGAGUGCUUGAGCCAGCGAAUACAGAAAUGCCAAGUCAAGCGAGCAGCUGAAGAAUUAGGGGAUGAAGAGCGUUCGCAGGACUUCGAAGACUCCUUGUUUGAAAGGAAGCAGCGACAAAAGAGGCCUACGUACUUGUAACUGCGACGACUUUCACAACAUAUGCCUGCAGAGUCUUCUUGUCGAACCAUUGGAAGACCAGUCCAAACUCACAGCACCUGUACCCUAGGCCCUAAUUACGCAGCCAGGGCCAUGGUUUCAUAAGUCGGAUCAAUACCCCCCCUCCUCCCAUGGUAGUGUUUGGGUUUGCGGAGGAAAGAGUUUCAAUUGGAUUAUUUACAAAGGUUUCUAAAGAUCAGAACCAAAACACAAGAAAAAAAACACGCAGGAUCAAAUUAAUAAAGGGUUGUAGUGCAGAUUAUUUGGGGGACGAGCCCUUGCAGGGAUUACCCUUUGUGAGCUCAUCAAAUGAUUGGUUUUAGUUUGUCUUUACAGGAAAUGCAUAAACCCUGAACUACACAUUUUCUGGAUUUGUUUCUGGAAAACUGCUGCCAAACAACAAUCACAAGAGAACUGGCAGGCUUAUUGAUAAAAAGGAUCAGAAAAGGCUAAGCCAUCGGCGAAGAUUUGAGUGGUGAGUUCAAGAACAGAAAUAAUUGGAGAUGGCAGCAUGAUGUAUGAGCCUCUCUUAGUUAAUCAGAUGGCAUUAGAAAACUGGCUUGGUUGUGUGGUUCGGAUUAGCUCUGGGAGCAUGUGGUUCCAAUACCAACAUACCACCAAUUCAUGGGAGAAAUCCACCAAUACGACUUUCAAUUUGGGUGAAUUUUCGAUCGUGUUGUGGCUGGGAUUUACUAGGGGAGGCUGAUUAAUCCUGGUUGGACAUUACCAUUUAGUAUUCUUGUAUCCUUUGGCUGCAGGUUAGGCAU
Molecule: messenger RNA, 3982 nt
Organism: Durusdinium trenchii
Lineage: Eukaryota; Dinophyceae; Suessiales; Symbiodiniaceae
Source: the annotation of a GenBank genome assembly